Pneumocystis carinii B80 is the source of this 1414-nucleotide messenger RNA. RefSeq lists its product as hypothetical. Gene Ontology annotation, cellular component: COP9 signalosome. The transcript is spliced from 9 exons. The record is from RefSeq and is a predicted model, not a curated record. The coding region runs from base 47 to 1369 and encodes 440 amino acids. Gene Ontology annotation, biological process: ubiquitin-dependent protein catabolic process. Lineage: Eukaryota; Fungi; Ascomycota; Pneumocystomycetes; Pneumocystales; Pneumocystaceae.
UUAUUUAUAGGAAUUUAUUCUCUUUAAUACUGUAACUUAGAUUAUAAUGAAUUAUAAUAAACAUGAGUUUGUUUCAGCAAUUAAACAGUAUAUUAAUACUGAAGAAAUUCAAAAUAUUCUUAUACCUUAUCUUAAAAGUUUACCAAUUGACAUUUUGGCUAAAGUAGAGCCUCAGGAUCCUCUAGAAGUUUUAGAUCCUGAAACUUAUAGUAUUGGAUACCUUUAUAUUCUACUUGCAAGAGGACAAAUAUCAAAGCCGGAAUUAAUAUGGGAGAAUUGUAUCACAUUUCUAAAUACUUUUAAUAUUUCCUUAGUAUCUACUAUGGCAUCAGAUGAAUUUAAGGAAAUUUUGAAAUGGAUUUGUGAUAAUGCAAGUACUAUUGAUAAGUCAUUUGUUGUUAUAGACAUUUUAAAGUCAACUCUUGAAAGAUAUCCAGAUUUUUUAGUUUCAUUAACACCUGUUCGCACUAUUUUUGUGAAACAAUGUUUUGUUACAAAAGAAUAUGAAAAAGCGCAAUUUAUUUUGGAUACAGAUGUGGAGAUUUUUGAUAAGAAUAAUGGAAUUAGUUAUAUAGAUCAUCUAUUAUAUCAUUUUUACGGGGCACUUAUAUAUAUCAAAUUAAAGCUUUUUGAUAAGGCAUUACAGUUUUUCAGGAUUAUUAUAUCUGCACCUACACUUAAUACGUCAGUUAUUCAGGUUAAUGGAUAUAAAAAAUUUAUUAUAUUAAGUCUUAUUGUUAAUGGAAAGAUGGAACCAAUUCCCUAUAUUACUGAUUCUGUUGCUAGAAAAACAUAUAAAGUUCUUGGAAAAGUAUAUAAUGAAUUUUCUGAAGCUUAUGAACGUCAAAAUCAUGAAGAAAUAAAGAAUGUCUAUUUUAAACAUAGAUCUGUAUUUAUUAAGGAUAAAAAUAAUAAGCUUAUAAAAUAUGCAAUUAAUUCACUUUCAUAUCAUGAAAUAUAUAGACUUAAAGAAAUAUACACAUCCAUUUCUAUUAUUGAUAUUAAUAAAAAAAUUGGUCCUUGGCAUGGCAUUCCUUUAGAUUCACAAGAUUCUUACAAUUUGACUGAAAAAUUUAUUUCAAAUAUGAUUAAAAACGGAAAAUUGAAUGCCAAUAUCACUGACUAUAAUUCACAAAGAGUUGUUAAUUUUAUUAAUACAAUUUAUGAUAAAAAAAUUCAAAAAGAAACUUUGCUCAAACAAACAAAAGAUAUAUCUCUACUAAUAAAUAAACUAUCUAGUUCAAACUAUUCAUCUAAUCUUAAUAAUGUCUAUUUGGCUGUUCAAUCUUCUCUCUCGAACCAACACACACUUUUCAAUAAUCAAAUAAAUUCUAUACAUAAUUUUCCAAAUCUUUCAAAUAAUUCUUAAUUCAAUAUUUCAACUAUAUUUCACACAAAAAUACUCAUUUUUCUU